Ramularia collo-cygni is the source of this 576-nucleotide messenger RNA. RefSeq lists its product as uncharacterized. The transcript has 2 exons. The coding region runs from base 1 to 576 and encodes 191 amino acids. Gene Ontology annotation, molecular function: structural constituent of ribosome. Gene Ontology annotation, biological process: translation. Gene Ontology annotation, cellular component: mitochondrial large ribosomal subunit; ribosome. The record is from RefSeq and is a predicted model, not a curated record. NCBI's taxonomy places the organism in Eukaryota, Fungi, Ascomycota, Dothideomycetes, Mycosphaerellales, Mycosphaerellaceae.
AUGCUGCCCUUCCUCCGUCCAUUAGGUCCGCCGCGGCCAGCAACCCUCGCUCGCUUCCUCCGCUUCUCCACCACCUCACAAUGCCACGAAGCAGCAGCGCCUGCAGAGGAUCGCAAUCUCCGCGCCUCGCGGACCGCCGAAGAAUCAUACCCUCCAUCAAACAUGCGCUCCAACCCACGACCCAAGAUCUCCAAGGCGUCGCGCAGGACAGCUCAUCCCACAAAACUCCGCCACUACCCAACGCGACGGCCUUCUCAUCAUCAGCCUGAACCUCCCACUUUGAUCCCAAAACCUGUCGAAGCACUCCCCGCCGAGCAAUGCGCGCCCAACUUGCCGUAUUUUGUCACGAGGAGUGCGAAUCAUGAAUUACCCGUGUAUACACUACGGAAACGAGGAGGGAAUCUGUUGAUGACGAGGAUCAAAAAAGUGGACGGGGAUAGGUUUGUGCUGAGGGAUGAGUUGAAGCAGGUUCUGAAGAAGAAGGAGGUUGUGGUCAAUGGUAUUACGGGACACAUUAUGAUCAAGGGACACGUGAAGCCCUUGGUGGAGAAAUAUCUGAAGGAGAGGCUGUUCUGA